Molecule: messenger RNA, 2464 nt
Organism: Colossoma macropomum (tambaqui)
Lineage: Eukaryota; Metazoa; Chordata; Actinopteri; Characiformes; Serrasalmidae
Exons: 6
Coding region: 178-978 (266 amino acids)
Source: RefSeq, a predicted model, not a curated record
CAGGUGUGUUUCUCCUUCUCUGCGAAGUCUGAGACCCUCUGUGUGGAGAGUAUUAUACUACAGUCCAGUGUGGGGAAUCAGCCACAGCAGCACACCGUGAGAUCUGCACGUGCUAAAAGAACUCAGUGAUGAUGGACUGAUAGAGAGGCUAAAACUCCACUGCAAAGAAGCUGAAGAAUGUGUUGGUCAGUCAUGCAGUCCUGUAGUUCUGCUGUUUGUGUUCUGAUCUUACUGACAACUACACUCACUACUGCUUCUGAAUCAGCUGUGAAGGUGAAUCUUCAUGACUCUGCUACUCUGUCCUGCUCUGAGAGAUGCUCUGGUUUGGUCAGAUGGACUGUGUUCACUAAACCCACUGAUACUCUGGCUGAGUGUGAUCAGACUUCAUGUAGAUCAGUGAAGGAGGGAUAUCAGAUGAUCCAUGAUCAGUACCUGAAGGGGAAUCUCUCUCUCACCAUCACUGACGCUGAUUUCACUAAGAGAGCUCGGUACACCUGUGACUGUGAUGGUAAAGAUCUCUGUGAUAUGAAGCUUCAGAUUGAGCCCUUGAAUACUCCAGUUCAGAUAGAGCCUGGUGAAUCUCUGGUGCUGAAGUUGGAUGUAUCAGAUCCAGUGGAGGUGAUUUAUAACAGCACUGAUGCAGCUGGACCAUCCAGUGGUCAGAUUUGUACAGUGGAUGGACGAUCACUACAGUGUAAUGAUGAAUAUAAACAGAGAAUGGCAUUCUUCUCUGCUCUUGAGCUGAGAGGGAUGAAGCCAUAUGACAGUGGAGAUUAUAUUAUAAUGGACAUUAGGAAUGAAGAGGUCAUUCAUACCUACACAGUGACCAUCAAAGAUGACCAGCCCUGUCCGUGCAGAGAUCAGGGAGCUGUUGUACCAGCAUGGAUGUUUACUCUGACGAUGGUUGCACUAGUAGUUGUGUGUGUGGUAUCAGUGGUGAUGAUUUUGCGAAAGAGGAGAGAAAUUGAACGGCACUGAAUCAUAACUGCAGGGAAAAUCGAGUUUAACUGAAAGAAAACACUGCCAGAAAACACUGCCAGAAAACACUGCCACUGAAAGAAAACACUGCCAUGUUAACUUCUGUUAAAAAGGAUGAAGAAGAAAUGGGUUAUUUGCUGCUUGUAUUCAGGAAAACUAAGAUCCAAUCCAAAGUCUAAGACCAAUUAUCCAGUCAGCCAAUCACAUGGCAGUAUGAGUCUAGAGGUUCAGUUAACAUUCCCCUAAACAUCAUGAAAGAAGAAAUUGUGAUCUAAAUGACAAUUGAAACAGGGAGAAGGAGCGAAAGGAGGAUCGGAACAGGGAGAAGGAGAGAAAGGAGGAUCAGAACAGGGAGAAGGAGUGAAAGGAGGAUCAGAACAGGGAGAAGGAGCGAAAGGAGGAUCAGAAUAGGAUGAAGGAGUGAAAGGAGGAUCAGAACAGGGAGAAGGAGAGAAAGGAGGAUCAGAACAGGGAGAAGGUGUUAAAGAAGGAUGAGAACAGUAAGAAGGUGCGAAAGGAAGGUCAGAACAGGGAGAAGGAGCUAAAGGAGGAUCAGAACAGGGAGGAGGAGUGAAAGGAGGAUCAGAACAGGGAGGAGGAGUGAAAGGGGGAUUGGAACAGGGAGAAGGAGUGAAAGGAGGAUCAGAACAGGGAGAAGGAGCUAAAGGAGGAUCAGAACAGGGAGGAGGAGUGAAAGGGGGAUCAGAACAGGGAGGAGGAGUGAAAGGAGGAUCAGAACAGGGAGGAGGAGUGAAAGGAGGAUCAGAACAGGGAGAAGGAGCUAAAGGAGGAUCAGAACAGGGAGGAGGAGUGAAAGGAGGAUCAGAACAGGGAGGAGGAGUGAAAGGGGGAUCGGAACAGGGAGAAGGAGUGAAGAAGGAUCAGAACAGGGAGAAGGAGCGAAGGAGGAUCAGAACAGGGAGGAGAGAAAGGGGGAUCGGAACAGGGAGAAGGAGUGAAAGGAGGAUCAGAAGAGGACAAGGACUGGAAGGCGGAUGGGAUCAGGGAGAAGAAGAGAAAGAAGAAUUCAAAAAGGGAGAAGGAGAGAAAGGAGGAAAGGAACAGAGAGGAGCUAAAAGAGGAUCAGAACAGGAUGAAGGAGUGAAAGGAGAAUCAGAACAGAGAGAAGGAGUGAAAGGAGGUUCCCAACAGGGAUAGGGAGUGGAAGCAAAAUCCAAAGAGGGAGAAGGAGCCAAAGGAGGAUCAGAACAGGGACAAGGAGUGAAAGGAGGAUCAGACAGGGAGAAGGAGCGAAAGGAGGAUCAGAACAGGGAGGAGGAGUGAAAGGAGUAUCGGAACAGGGAGAAGGAGUGAAGAAGGAUCGGAACAGGGAGAAGGAGAGAAAGGAGGAUCAGAACAGGGAGGAGGAGUGAAAGGAGUAUCGGAACAGGGAGAAGGAGUGAAGAAGGAUCAGAUCAGGGAGAAGGAGUGAAGAAGGAUCAGAACAGGGAGAAGGAGUGAAGGAGGAUCAGAACAGGGAGAAGGA